Chara braunii is the source of this 3055-nucleotide messenger RNA. Lineage: Eukaryota; Viridiplantae; Streptophyta; Charophyceae; Charales; Characeae. The record is from the annotation of a GenBank genome assembly.
GAGGUGUCUAUACUCUCUCGGGGAAAGCUUGGGAAAGCUGCAGGCUGUGGUUAUGGCGAAACAGCGGCAGCGACUGCGAGCGGUACGGGGCGUGUUUCCCCGUGGGACGCUCUCACGGGCAGUCGUCCUUUCCGCAGGUGUGAUUGUUCUCCUGACUGUGGGUUUCUGCGAAUGCGUCCUCGUGGCGGACGGGGAAGCACGCGCAGAGAGAACUACCGACUCUGCGAGGAGAUGGAGCGAACCAUCGCUCUUCUCUGAGAAUGCCUUCGUUCUGAAUCGGAAUUAUGGCGGCAACAAAGAGUCUUCUAGAUCGUUGCUCGCAGCUGGUACGCAGCCAGGCCUUCCGUCUUUAACUGUCCUGCAGACGGACCUGGUUGUUAAACAACGAGUCCUGCUGAGACACGUGGCAGAAUAUCCUUUCCAGAUUCCAUCCAGUGCCACCGUAUGGUGCGGAGACACGAUUCAAGACGUAGUCCUCGAUCCCGUCGACCUCAUCUUCUAUUACAUUCUCGACGAGCAAUGCGCUCGCGUUGGUGCAAUCAAAUCCACGUUAACACAUUGGCGGGUGUCGUACCGAAAGGCGGCCUUGCGGAACAUCAGUGCCGAUGGCCUCGUUAAGGAGGAGGUGAUCAGCUACUGGUGGAACGCGAGCGUGCCAGACAGCCCGGCCGCUUCUGCUCCUAUUGUUCUCCGCGAUCCCGAACGCAUCCCUUCCAUCGACAUGGCUCUGACGAAUGGCAUGGAUCUCUCCCCUUCCCGCUCCCACCUCGUCGUGGGUGCGCGAGUGCCCAGAUCAAAGUCGGGUUUGGCGCUCCUGUCUGUUGCCGAUGGCAGUCGUUUGACCUUCCCGUCAAAUGCGGACGCUCUCGGGAGCUUGGCGUUCAGCCCCGACAAGAGUCGCCUGUACACAGUAGAUUUGAGCGCACCGACAAUUCGUCUAGAGUCUGCAGCGGUGCCUGCUGCUCCCGACGGUCUUCCUCUGAGUGCAGCCACUUCUUUCCACCAGGUGGCGAUCUAUACCCAGAAUGGGAACCCGAACAUCACCGACAUGACGUUCGGUUCCCAGAGCUUCGCUCCAGACGGAAGCUGUCUUUAUUUCCUGGACUCCGACUACGGGAGAGUGUGGGCGCUCGACCUCUCAUCAACACAGAAGACGCCGAUUCUGGUUGCAGGUACGGACGAGGAAGGGAUGCAGGACGGGGGUCCUUUGAUGGCGAAGUUCGAGGAUCCGCGAGAGUUGGCCGUGACAUCGGACGGAUGCAAUCUCUUUGUGUCUGAGAGGAACGGUUUUCUGCGAAGGAUCGAGCUCGAGCAACCGUGUGGAAGAGCUCGGAGCGUGGACACGGUGGUCAGAUACGGCCCCGGAGGGUUUCGAGGACUGGCGCUCCGCAGCGACGGCACUCAACUGUACGUCUACGUGGGUUCGAACGAUGGCCACCUCUUCGAGCUGGAGAUCAAGCAGGACCUGCUGCCAGUAUGCGGACCGCUGCCUUCAUCGUCGUCGUCCCAGCCACCCCACCAACCCGAUCCCAGCUCAAUCUCGUCUGUGCCCUAUCAUCCUUCGCAGCCAUCCUCCGAGUCCCCCCCUUCCUCCUCUCACACCUAUCCCAGCUCUACAGCCACGCCUUCAUCCUCUUACUCCUCUCCUUCCACGCCUUCGUCCUCUUACUCGUCUCCUUCCGCGUCUUCGUCCUCUGCCUCCUCUUCUUCGCCCACACCUUCUUCCUCCUCCGGUUCCUCCGGAGGUCGCGUGGUUCUCCUCGUCGUCCUUCCGAUUGUGUCCGUGUCAGCUGUGGCUCUCGUUGCUGGCGUGCUGUUUGUUGUCUGCCGGCGGCGCAGAGAGGACCAAGUCACGCAGUCAUCAGCUCGAAGCCAGGCUUAUACAGGGCAGCAGCAGCCGGUCUCGACUGGGUCCAACAUCGAGGUGCCGGUGAGCAGUUCGGCUGGAGUGCUGCAAUCUGGGGAGGACUCUCUCAUCGCUCCACCACAUCGCCGAGCGGACGAUGGCCUCCACCCUACCACGGUGAGACCGUUCUCCCUCCGUGAUCUUCAACAGUGCACGAACAACUUCGAUUCCAGCUACCGGAUUGGCGAAAAGGGCGCGUUUGGCGCAGUGUAUUGGGGUCACAUCGGCGGGGCUGAUCUGGCAAUCAAGGUGAUGGACGGGCGAUUGACAGAGUCGGGACGGAGACAGUUCGUUGCGGAGGUGAACACUCUGAGCCGCGUUCAUCACGGCAAUCUUAUCCAGCUCGUCGGCUACUGUGACGAGGGGAGCAAGUCCGUACUGGUGUACAACUACUACCCCGGCAGCAGCUUGCACGCCCGCCUGCACAACCCGCAGACCAUUCGCGCUCAAGCCCCCGUUCCUCCUCUGACGUUGCUGGAGCGCGUGUCCGUCGCACUGCAGAUCGCAGAAGCUCUGCGAUAUCUCCAUUUCGGCGCGAGUCCCGCGGUGAUCCAUCGCGACGUGAAGAGUUCAAACGUUCUUCUGUCGGGUGGCGCUGGGGACAACCUCCGCGCUGUCCUCGCGGACUUCGGUCUCGCGACCAUCGUGGAGAAAGUAUUCCAGACGAAGGUGGACGCGACUGUGCAAACUUUUCACAUCUCCGGCACGCGUGGGUACAUGGCGCCGGAGUUACUGAAUGGCAGAUUGUCCGUGAAGAGCGACGUGUACGCUUUCGGAGUCGUCGUUCUGGAGUUGUUGACAGGUAAGCCGGCGAUCGUGCCGGGAUCCGGACCUGGAAGUGAAUCGUAUCAGCUUGCUUCCUGGGUGAAACACGUGUACAACGAUACAAGAUUGGACCUCGUUCGAAGCGUUGUUGACCCUUCGCUGCAGCCCGAAGUUAUGAGGAGUGAUGCUCUCACGAACUCGGUGAUGAAGGCCAUCUCGUUGGCCAUGGAAUGCUGCUUGGAGGACGACAAGUCCAGGCCGACGAUGACCUCUGUCCUUGACAGAGUGACAACCAUCGUGUCGGACGUGAGGAAAGGGAGAGUGGAAAUGGACCGGUAGGUAGGGCAGUUUAUCUUCUUGCCUUUAGUAUAUGCCAUCAAGCUA